Molecule: messenger RNA, 1911 nt
Organism: Lytechinus variegatus (green sea urchin)
Lineage: Eukaryota; Metazoa; Echinodermata; Echinoidea; Temnopleuroida; Toxopneustidae
Exons: 10
Coding region: 172-1911 (579 amino acids)
Source: RefSeq, a predicted model, not a curated record
AUUAAUCAGGGAGAGGGAUGAGUUGGUAGAUAUCUCUCUGUUGUGGUUGUGACUGUCAGCGUUUACCAAUUUCGAUACUCGUACUCGCAAAGCAACCUGCUUCAAAGCUACUCGAUUUGACUCGGAUUUUUCUUUCUAAAAUAAAUACUAGAAAUAGCGGAAGUUACGGAAAUGAACGCGGAAAUCGAUAUUGCUGAAAUAGAUCCUGCACUGGAAGGAGGAGCAGAAGCUGCCGAUAGGCCUGAACAGCCCCAAGCUAAAGUCAGAGCUACAAGCGUGAUGUACACGACUAUGGGACUCAGUAUGAUUAUUGAACCUGUGCUGUUUCGUCACAUGAUGAUCAUGACUGAGACUUUGAAAGUAGCAGCCAUAUUUUUCUUCGCUUUGAUAUACGUCUCUGCCUUAUUGAUUCUGAUAAUCAUGAUACUCAAGGCAUGCAAAAUGGUUCCAGAAUUUAGGCUCACCACUGUGGUUCAGCCAUUGAUCCCGCAUGUAAUAACAGUCUAUCUUGCUUUAGCUGCGGCGGAUUACUCGUGCAAGGAUGGCAAUCGAAUCAACUACACAUUACCAAUGUUUGAAUCGUGUUCCGAGAGAGAACAACCUGGGUCGGGUAGGUUGGAGACUGUCCCCAAGUUGAUCCCGAUUUCUCCAGUUGUUUCUGGCUGUUACCAAGGUAGAAAGAACGACAUUUCACCGGGGUUACGUAUCUGCAGAAUUCCAGAUUGCGUAAGUAAUCCAUGUGAAAACGGCUGGUGCGAGGAGACAAUCACAGGUUUCGUCUGCCACUGUCCACCUUUAUUCACCGGACGGUACUGCGAAGAGACAGUAACAACCCAGGUUGUGUUCGACUGCCCUCCAGACUUCAACCAUACGGUAGAACUUGGGAGUUUAUGUACGGCGGCGUACUGGGUUCCACCUAAAACCACCAACACAAUGGGUACACUCACCGUUAGAGCCAACCUCCAUCCUGGACACUUCUUUAAGAUUACUACUGAGACUGUGAAAGUCGGCUACACAGUUGGUGACGAGAGUGGAUGGGUUGACGAAUCUUGUUCCUUUAACAUCAACAUCCAUUACGUGGACACAACUCCGCCAGAUGUGAGGUGCGUUGAAGACAUCAUCACUUCUGUCGAGCUGGGUACUCCCAAUACCUCAGUCGCAUUUACCCAGCCAGCAGCUUCAGAUGUAUCUGGCAACGUGGCCCUUGUUUCACACAACCACGAAUCGGGGGACCAAUUCGUAGUUGGGUCAACCGUCGUCGAGUACGUGUUUACUGAUGAGAGUGGGAAUAAUGCAUCCUGCAUAUUCAAUGUGACCGUCAAUGCUGUUGAUACCACGCCUCCGAUGGUCACGCGGUGUCCUACAAACCAGACCAUUACGGUUCCUGUUGGAGAAUUCACCCAAGCUUCCACCUGGAGACCACCUGUAGGUAUGGAUGAAGCAGGGAUCGCAUCAAUUAUUCCUAGUCAUGAGCCUGGUAUGACUGUCACGGUUGGUAAUACCAUCACAGUCGUCUACAAUGUUACUGAUAACAGUGGACUAACCAACACCGAUUGUUCCUUCAACAUCACUGCUCGAUCAGCAGAUCCGAGCUGGAAAUGUUCAUCGUCGAAGUGCUACCAAUUACUUAAUGGUCUGUCUGAUUGGUACGAGUCCAAACGCCGUUGUAGUACAAUGAAUUCCGUCCUCACCCGGGCAGGAUUGAAGACGCCAUCCCUCCUAUAUUUAAGCUCUGAAGGCGAUUUCAAUCAAAUGCAAGACUUAAUCGUCCUGGAGCUUGUUUAUUACUGGAUCUGGAUUAAUUGUAACGAUAAGGUCGAUGAAGGGGUGUUCGUAUGCGAUGUUGAUGGCACAGGAACAGGAACACGAUUGCAACUAUUAAGUGAGUACGAUCCGGAAACUAUUAAGUGA